UGUGCAAUUAAGCCUAUGAGAAUCAAUGAUAUCAAUAUGCAAAUUGUUUUGCAAAACGUGAAACGGCGUCGUAAAAGCCUCCCUGUGGCCUGUCUGUACUGCACAUAUCUUUCGAACCCCACACGCACACGGUUCCUUGUCUUCUUCUUCCUCAACAACAACACCAUUCUCAACUUUGACUCACUUCAAAUUCAUACACCACCCUGGACGAUGGCUGCUUCGUUUUGUUACCAACCUGCGGGUCUUCAUGGUUCGCAAAUUGAUUCCCCUACAUCUGCAUCUUCUAGAAUGUUCACAAGGUUCCUCUCAAUGCGCUUUGCCUGCAAUGCUGGCCACCUUAAACUGCAUCAUCCCCUUCUUGCAUCCACUUCUCAUGCCGCUGUUGUUGAUCCCACAUCACACUCCAUUCAUCACCACUUAUCAUCUGGGUCUGAUGAGUCUGGGACUGAGAGUACUUUGAUAUUGAUUCGGCAUGGCGAGUCUUUGUGGAAUGAGAAGAAUUUGUUCACUGGAUGUUGUGAUGUGCCUUUGACCAAGAGAGGAGUGGAGGAAGCCAUUGAAGCUGGUAAAAGGAUUAGUUGUAUACCGAUCGAUGUCAUUUUUACAUCUGCGUUGAUUCGAGCACAGAUGACAGCCAUGCUCGCGAUGACUCAGCACCGCCGAAAGAAGGUUCCUAUUAUUAUCCAUAAUGAGAGUGAACAGGCAACAACUUGGACUCAAGUUUACAGUGAAAAAACCACUAAGCAGUCAAUUCCAGUUAUAACAUCUUGGCAAUUGAAUGAAAGAAUGUAUGGGGAGUUACAGGGUCUUAAUAAGCAGGAAACUGCAGAAAGAUACGGACAGGAAAAAGUGCAUGAGUGGCGUCGAAGUUAUGAUAUUCCACCUCCCAAGGGUGAGAGCCUGGAAAUGUGUUCACAGAGAGCUGUUGCCUAUUUUAAAGAUUUUAUUGAACCCCAACUAAAAUCAGGAAAGCACGUGAUGGUUGCUGCUCAUGGGAACUCAUUGAGGUCUAUUAUAAUGUAUCUUGAGAGACUAACCUCACAAGAGGUCACUAAUUUAGAAUUAUCAACUGGCAUACCAUUGCUUUACAUAUAUAAAGAGGGGGAGUUUAUUAGUAGAGGAAGUCCUGUGGGGCCUACAGAAGCUGGUGUCUAUGCAUAUACUCAGAGCUUAGCUGUUUACAGACAACAGUUGGAAGAAAAGUCACAUUGAAGUUUUAGAUCCAAUGUGAAAGAUCAAAAUUGCAUGCUACAAAAUUAUCCGAAGGGAAUUGAUCAAUCCUUGACACUUGACAGUGAAAUCUGUGGUGGUAAAACAUGGGAGUCCUGAUAUUUUCUGCACAGUAGAAAUGCAGUUUAGCACCGAAAACAAUUUUGGUUAGAGAGAAAUUGUAAAAAACAAGUUUGGUAAUGUAUGUUUAGAAUUUGAUUAUUUCUCAAUGGGAGUGAACUCACAUUAUUGGUAAAGCUUCCAUGUUUUAGAACUAAUAGGGAAAUGGAUUUAUGGUUAGAUUCAAAAUAGUAUAAACGAAUUUUCAUAUUUUUUAC
Molecule: messenger RNA, 1547 nt
Organism: Lotus japonicus
Lineage: Eukaryota; Viridiplantae; Streptophyta; Magnoliopsida; Fabales; Fabaceae
Product: 2,3-bisphosphoglycerate-dependent phosphoglycerate mutase 1-like
Exons: 8
Coding region: 16-1212 (398 amino acids)
Biological process (GO): glycolytic process
Molecular function (GO): intramolecular phosphotransferase activity
Source: RefSeq, a predicted model, not a curated record